UCCCCCUCAGAUCGGCAGCGACAGUGUUAAGCAGGGCUCAGCUCCGAGUCUCCUCCCUUCUAUGUAAAUGUCCGUGGAAGCGAGCAGGACCCGAGGCGGGGAGAGCGCUCCCUGAAUGAGGAGGAGGCGGACGGGGGGAGUUGCCUUCACGGAUGUGCGCCCCUCUGCAGCUCGGUCCACGGAGGUGUGCGUUUCUCUCUCUCUCUCUCUCUCUCUCUCUCUCUCUCUCUCUCUCUCUCUCUCCUCUCCCUGUGUCCCAGCCUUUGUAUCUGCUCGGAGGAGAGAAGCCACAGGACACCUUUGGAUGCAACCAUGCCACGAGCAGCGCGCCGUGCCACGAACGCAUCAUCUGAAUAAAACAGAACCCACGCAGGCGACGGAAGGACACUGAGGAAUAAAGCUAUGGGUGGGCAGAUGACGCGGAAUGCCUUGUACGACUCCCUCGGAGGCCCGUUCCCGUCCACGUCGCACCGAUGUCACCACAAACCCAAAAGGUGUCUGCCCAUCCAGUGUGGCAGCGUCGGCGGGCCUUUCCCGGUCAGCCCGCUCCUUUUCCAUCCAAACACCAAGGGAUCCCAAAUAGUCAUGGACCUGGCCCAGAAGACCGUCAAGAGGCAGGCCAGUUUCUGCAACGCCAUCACCUUCAGCAACAGGCCCAUCGCGCUGUACGAACAAGUCCGCCUCAAGAUCACUAAAAAGCAGUGCUGCUGGAGUGGAGCUCUGCGCCUGGGCUUCACCUCCAAAGACCCCUCCAGGAUAAACCCAGACAACCUGCCGAAGUACGCCUGCCCCGACCUGGUGUCCCAGAGCGGCUUCUGGGCCAAAGCCCUGCCUGAAGAGUUUGCCAACGAGGGAAACGUCAUCGCCUUCUGGGUCGACAAGAAAGGCCGGGUCUUCUACCGCAUUAAUGAGUCCAGUCCUAUGCUGUUCUUCAGCGGGGUCCGCACGGCGGAGCCGCUUUGGGCGCUCAUUGAUGUUUACGGUCUGACCCGCGGUGUGCAGCUGCUAGACAGUGAGAUCGUUCCUCCUGACUGUCUGCGCCCACGCUCCUUCACCACGGUGCGCUCCACCUCCCUGAGGCGUGAGGCCGACGACUCCCGCCUCUCCGUCAGCCUGUGCGAUCUCAACCUGCAGCAGGAGGAGCGAGGCCCCGCCCACUCCCACCGCCACACCCUCCACCUGGCCUCGGCCUCGGCGUCCUCCGCCUGCCCCAUCCCCCAGAACUCCCUGAACUCCCAGCAGUCCUCGCUGCUGCCGUCCGCCCUGGAGAGCGACCUGCACUUCCACCAGCUGCGCGGCGCCCACAUCAAGACGCUGGACGAGCAGACGGUGGCGCGGUCCGAGCACGCCCGGGAGGAGCGGACUCUGGUCUUCACCAACCGGCCCCUGCGCACGGGAGAGACCGUCUUCAUCAAGGUGACCAAGUCCAGUCCGGUGCGCUCGGGCUCGCUGUCGUACGGCGUGACCUCCUGCGACCCGGCGGUGCUGCGCCCCAGCGACCUGCCGUACAACCCCGAGGCUCUGGUGGACAGGAAGGAGUUCUGGGCCGUGUGCCGCGUGCCGACUCCUCUGCAGAGCAGCGACAUCCUGGGCUUUCUGGUCAACCAGGAGGGGGAGGUCAUCCUCAGCCACAACGGCACCGACGUGGGCAUGCAGGUGUGCGUGGACAACUCCCGGCCCCUCUGGAUGUUCUUCGGCCUGCACGGAGCUGUGACGCAGCUGAGGAUUCUGGGCUCCACCCACGUCGGGGAUCCACCGGCCCCGUCCAACCCCGGCUCGCCCUCAUCCUCUCCACACACUCCCAGCGCCCUGGGAAGCGGCAUCUCCGAUCCGGUCCUGAACGGCGGCUUGUGUUCCGCCGCCUACUGCGGCUCAGCGGGAGGAACCACCCCCAGUUCCCCGGUCAGCCUCCCCAAGUCGCCCACGUUCCCGUCGGGCCGGGGCCCGUGGUCCGACGAGUGCUCCAUCUGCUACGAGAACGCGGUGGACUCGGUCAUCUACACCUGCGGACACAUGUGUCUGUGCUACGCCUGCGGCCUCAAGCUCAAGAAGAUGUCCAACGCCUGCUGCCCCAUCUGCCGGAGACAGAUCAAAGACAUCAUCAAGACGUACCGCAGCACGUAAAGAGCGCCGCCGAGGUUAGCCGAGAGACGGAGACGCUCAGGGCGCUCUGCUGCUUUCACCCGGGACCUUUUCCUCUCUGAAGGAGGCGCGCUGCUGCAGGUUUCCUCCGCUGAGAUUGUAAAAACCUUUCGGUGAGGAGGAGGAGGAGGAGGAGGAGGAAGGAGCUAAACUGCUCUCUGAUACGUGGAGCCUGGCUCCGCGCUGCCGCUAGCCGGUCACUCUGGGGCCGAAUGUGCGACGGCUCCUCUACCUGCUGACUCUUUGGCAAAGCACACCUGCCGCAGGUUCAUCUCCUCAGUACGCCACAACUUGUGUCUGUGUGAUACUGGGCGCAGCUCGCCGGCUUCCAUCGCCCGGCGGCGCUGAGCUUCCCAGCAGGAUUGUAACCUCUCUUGUACUCGUAUAAUCUGACGUACCGUGGCGGUAGUAUUAUUUUUAAAUGUCGGUAGCUGUAUAUGGUCGUGCUAGCUAGCUGCUUGCUCUGCAGUGUGGUUUGUUGCACUGAAAUCAGCGUUUAUUGAGACUCCUCUGCUGAAACAAUCUCAAAGCCUGCAAACUCUGCGGCUCCGAUUUGUUAAAGGAAAACCCAAACGGCGAUUAGGUUACUCCUCAGGGCCCGCUGCCUUUCCUCAAGACAGAUCUGCUUCAAAUUCUGCCCGUAAAACUCUGCCUGACGCACUGUGAGAGUUGAUUAUAAAGCAACAGAGUCGAAGGAUUGCUGCCAUCAGCCUCCUGCCUUAACUCACAGAACCUGUUCUGUGGUUUUUCUUUCCAAAAGCCCAGAUUGAGAACCAAAUGAUGCUGCUCUGUGGCACACACUGCCACAGCCGUUCACUCAGAGGAGGAAAAAAAAAGCACACAAAGUCAAACUAUUUUUCUAUAAAAGUCCAUUUUCCUUAUUGAUCGUUUUAAAUGUAAGAAACACUUUGUGACGAACGUUUCAUCAGCAGCAGAGAUCCUUCACUGAAGGAAGCGCCGAUCGUUUCCUGGAAUAUUUUAAUGAUUUAUUGCCCUGAAUUUCCACUAUAUAAUUUAUAUUUAUUGUAAAAAGUAAAUGUAGUAAUAAUUCCAAGGUUUAUAGCUCAGGAAACAAUGAAAGAUUAUCGCCCAGUCUGCAUUGAGUCUUAAAUCUACAUAAAUACAACCUCCCAGUGAGAACAGCGCACCCACAUGGAAGAGUUGAGACUGAAGCAGAUGUAAGGAGAAACUGAUGGACAGAAGACAUUAAUGUUUUAAAACACAGGAAGUUUGGCUGCUCUGGAGCGUUCACCGGCCUUUUAACCCAAUGCCAGGAUGGAAAGACACCAGCAAUGAAAAUCAGCCCCUCAGUUUAGUACAGCUAUAAGACGAUUUCCAGAUAUUUCAUUCCUGGGUAGGGCUGGACGAUACAGAGAAAAAGCAUAUUAAUAAAACAGUAAUCAUGUUCAUCAAUAUCGAUAAAUAUCAACAAAUUCAAAACAUAGAUUUUUAGUGCAGCCAUUUUAUGCUGUUGCUUGGCAACCUAUUUUUAGAUAAA
Molecule: messenger RNA, 3640 nt
Organism: Fundulus heteroclitus (mummichog)
Lineage: Eukaryota; Metazoa; Chordata; Actinopteri; Cyprinodontiformes; Fundulidae
Gene: neurl1aa
Product: neuralized E3 ubiquitin protein ligase 1Aa
Exons: 6
Coding region: 403-2124 (573 amino acids)
Biological process (GO): nervous system development; negative regulation of Notch signaling pathway
Cellular component (GO): plasma membrane; postsynaptic density
Molecular function (GO): ubiquitin protein ligase activity
Source: RefSeq, a predicted model, not a curated record